This is a messenger RNA of Manihot esculenta (cassava), 2660 nucleotides long. RefSeq names its product probable auxin efflux carrier component 1b. Gene Ontology annotation, molecular function: auxin efflux transmembrane transporter activity. The transcript has 6 exons. Gene Ontology annotation, biological process: auxin export across the plasma membrane; auxin polar transport. The record is from RefSeq and is a predicted model, not a curated record. Lineage: Eukaryota; Viridiplantae; Streptophyta; Magnoliopsida; Malpighiales; Euphorbiaceae. Gene Ontology annotation, cellular component: endoplasmic reticulum; plasma membrane. The coding region runs from base 542 to 2323 and encodes 593 amino acids.
ACUUUGGUCUUUCCCCUUCAGAUAGUUCGUGUAGAGAGAGAGAGACAUCUCUCUCUCCUCCCCAAAAAGAUAUACAAAAGCUUCUCAAAAGCCCUCAGCUUUUAUUUCUUUGUCUGCCAUUAAAAUUGUCUUAAAUAUAAUGCCUCCUAUCUCCUUCUCCCAUCCCCACUUCUCUUCUUCCAACCCCUCUCUCUCUCUUCUACACCCUCUCUUCCUUUCUCUCUUCAUCAAUAUUCUUCCCAUUUCCCUUUGAUUUUCUUUGUUUAAUUCCUCUCUUUCUUUCUUUUCCAUCAGUUUCUUUCUUUAGCCGCUUGGAAGUGUCUAUACGAAUGGGUUGAUUUGUCUUGGCUAUGUAGUCUUUGCCAGGAUUUCCAUGAUACUACGAACUCACACAAAUUCUGGUUUUGAAAGACAGAAAACGAAGGAAAACCUGUGAGAAACUGUUGGGAAGUCGUAAAAAUCUCAUUUUUCUUGCAUAAUCUCCUCCAUUUUCCAUUUGGGCAUUCGUUAAAACCUACCAAAACCCACAACAAACCUCAAAAUGAUCAGUAUCACAGACCUCUACCAUGUUCUCACAGCUGUUGUGCCACUUUAUGUGGCUAUGAUCUUAGCCUAUGGCUCAGUGAAAUGGUGGAAGAUCUUUAGCCCUGACCAGUGUUCAGGGAUCAACAGAUUCGUUGCUCUAUUUGCCGUGCCUUUGCUUUCUUUUCACUUUAUCUCCACUAACAAUCCUUACGCUAUGAACUAUAGGUUCAUUGCAGCGGACACUCUCCAAAAAAUCAUAGUUCUUGUGGUUUUAGCCAUCUGGUCUAGACUUAGUUCUAGAGGCUCCCUUGAAUGGUCCAUCACUCUCUUUUCUCUCUCCACUCUCCCAAACACUCUGGUUAUGGGCAUCCCUUUGUUGAAGGGUAUGUAUGGGGACUCCUCGGGAACCCUUAUGGUUCAAAUAGUUGUCCUUCAAUGCAUAAUAUGGUACACGUUGAUGCUUUUUCUAUUUGAAUAUAGAGGAGCUAGAAUCUUGAUUGGCGAACAGUUUCCUGACACUGCUGGCUCUAUAAUCUCCUUCAGAGUUGAUUCUGAUAUAAUUUCUUUAGAUGGUAGAGAGCCAUUGCAAACUGAAGCAGAGCUUGGUGAGGAUGGCAAGCUCCAUGUUACAGUGAGGAAAUCAACCAGCUCAAGAUCAGAAAUCUUCUCUCGCAGAUCCCAUGGUCCAAAUUCAGGCCUAUCAUUGACUCCUAGACCAUCCAAUCUAACAAAUGCAGAGAUAUAUUCUCUCCAAUCUUCAAGAAAUCCAACACCAAGAGGCUCAAGCUUUAACCACACUGAUUUUUACUCAAUGGUGAAUGGCAAAAAUGCAAGCAAUGUGAGUCCUAGACAAUCAAACUUUGGUAACCUGCCAUUUGAUGAAGAAAAUGGAGGAAUUGGAGUGUAUGGAAAUGUUUCAAGAGCAAAUGGGAAUGCUUAUCCUGCUCCACCAAAUGCUGGGAUAUUCUCUCCUGGAACCAAGAAGAAAGCAAAUGGAGCUGAUAAUGGCAGAGACUUGCACAUGUUUGUUUGGAGUUCUAGUGCUUCACCAGUUUCAGAAGGUGGGAUACAUGUCUUCAGGGGAGGAGCUACUGAUUAUGCCAAUGAACUUGGUGGGGCAACUCACCAGAAAGAUUAUGAUGAGUUUGGUCGGGAUGAGUUCAGCUUUGGAAACAGACAGGUAGCCAAUGGGGUAGACAGGGAGGGUCCAGUGCUAUCCAAGCUUGGUUCAAGCUCCACAGCAGAGCUCCACCCAAAGGCUGGUGCUGAUGGCGAACCCAAGCCCACUGCCAUGCCACCUGCUAGUGUUAUGACAAGACUUAUUCUCAUUAUGGUUUGGAGAAAACUUAUAAGGAAUCCCAAUACUUAUUCGAGCCUCAUUGGCCUUACUUGGUCUCUUGUUUCUUUCAAAUGGAACGUAGAGAUGCCUGCGAUUAUUGCUCGUUCCAUAUCUAUCCUAUCUGAUGCUGGUCUUGGAAUGGCUAUGUUUAGCCUUGGUUUGUUUAUGGCAUUACAGCCGAAGAUCAUUGCUUGUGGAAACUCGGUCGCGUCAUUUGCAAUGGCUGUUAGAUUUCUCACUGGUCCUGCAGUUAUGGCUGCUGCUUCAAUUGCUGUUGGAUUAAGGGGAGUUCUGUUGCACAUUGCCAUAGUACAGGCAGCUCUUCCACAAGGAAUUGUCCCCUUUGUUUUUGCGAAGGAAUAUAAUGUUCAUCCUGACAUAUUGAGCACUGGGGUUAUAUUUGGGAUGUUAAUAGCUCUUCCCAUUACACUGGUCUAUUACAUCUUGCUGGGACUUUGAAGAUUAAGCAGGAGAAGCUAGUUUUUACAGUAGUAGUAUUUUUAACCAAUUUGGCAUGAGAUUUUUGGGCAAUGUCUAACACAACAUCUUCAAUCUAAAGACUGCAUUUUGAGAUCAGAAGAAACUAGCUAGGAAGAGGACUUAGAAGAAGAUGAUGAUGAACAGAUUACAUUUCUCUUCAAGGACUUAGUUUUGAUUAUGGAAAGAAAGAGUGAAGAGAGAGUUAAGGGAGGCUAGAGCUUUUGUUCUCUUUUUGGCUGUUUUUGUAUUUUUAUCUGAAGCCUUGGUGGCUUUUGCUUUUGUUCUUUUAAUGGAGAAAGUAAAGCAUGUUUCCUUC